GAAUCCCCUUUCAAAAGUCGCUCCCAUUGCUAACAUUCAUUCACUUUGGAUCUGUUUCUGCCCCGCAUACCUACCAUGUGGUGAAAAGGUGUUGAGCUGGAUGGCACCCUCAAGAUGAGCCUUGGGGCGCUAUGGGGAGGACAAAAGGGUCCGACAACCCACACCACCGAUCUUGGGAAUGUUCACCCCUGGACUCCCUGGGAUACUACAGCCACGGUCGCGGGAUGGACGUCUCGGAUCCCCUUCAACCCAUUUUCCAGAAACCAGGCUCGCAGCUUCACGCGGGCGCGACGUCCGCCGGGUCAAGAAUGGAUGCAAGCCGCGGGGGUCUGCGCUUACAUUGCCAUAGCGAUAACGAGCAUCAAUGUCAUCUUCAUCCUCAUUGCCGUGGGAAUCGGUUAUUCCAAACCACACACUGCUCGCAGCUUCUCUCGACUGCAACUCUACCAUGGACAUUGUAAUCGGACGAGUCACUGGGCGACCGCCAUCCAUAUUGUGAUCAACCUCUUCUCCACUGCCCUUCUGGCGGCCAGCAGUCAUGCGAUGCAGUGCGUGGGGGCGCCCACCCGCGAAGACGUCGAUUGGGAACAUAAGCAUCGCCGCUGGCUGGAUAUUGGCGUCGUGAGCUGGCGCAAUUUCCGCAUCAUGAACCCUAAGCGGAAGAUCCUGUGGUUGUUGCUUCUCCUCAGCUCCACUCCGAUCCAUAUGCUGUACAACUCGGUGGUGUAUGCGUCGAUCGUAACCUACAAUUAUGCCAUGAUCCUGGUCCCCAGUGAUCUGACCCCGACAGAGUCACUCGUCAAUGCCAACCACACCGAGGCCUUUUACACAACGGUGGGGAGCACACCCGAGACGAUUCUGACGGAGAUCUUCAAUGGGACCUUCACCAGGAUGACCAAUGAAGAGUGCCUCGACAAUUAUGACGUGCAGUACAACACCCAACUCAGCACCCUGAUCUUUGUGGCCGACCGGCAGUUCUUUCACAAUGAGAGCAGCAUGAGCGCGAUGAUGGAUUACUAUGGGACGAUCUACGACUACACCAACGACCAGGGGAGCGACCAGGCCGAGGCGGCGAUUGCGAACAACAACUGGACGGCUCAGGGCCUCAGCUGGAAAUACUUCUCUGCCCCAUAUAUAAACGACACUCACUACGAUGUCUCCGAGAUUCCAAUAUCCCACUGCCUGGCCAAACGCGCAACCCAGCGGUGUGAGUUGCUUUUCAGUCCCUCGAUCGCUCUCGCCGUGAUUGUCAGCAACAUUAUCAAGGUAACCUGUAUGUUUCUGGCGGCUCGCAUAGACCGACCAGGCAUUUUGCUGCGGGUGGGGGACGCCGUGGCCUCGUUUCUCAACCAGCCGGAUAUCACCACGCAGGGUCGCUGUCUCCUGUCCCGGAAAGAUAUGAAAAGAGGCCCCGACCCUUGGGAGAAAUCACGCGGUCGGGGAGGUAUCUUUCGACGAGGGAUACGAUUCCUGCGAUUACGCAAGGGGACAGACAUACCUUUGGAAGAUCUGAACAACGAAUCUGAUCAAGAAACCACGCCGAAAGCUGCGUUUGAAAAGCUACCAAGCCCCAAACGCUGGUUCCAAGCUGCCAGUUGGACACGCUGGACGAUGACCUUUCUGCUAUUCUCCAUAUGCAUUGCCGGUCCCAGUUGGUUCUAUCGUGCACUCGUCCGCCUGGGUGAAUGGUCUCUGGAAGACCAAUGGUACCUGGGCAUGGGCAGUCCCAAUUACGAAACGAACUUCAGCUUCGGAACAGACAACAUUCUCGUCCUGGUGCUACUGACCAAUUGGCCCCAGCUAGUGUUGUCGAUUCUGUACUUUGUCUGCAAAAACCUGCUCUCCUGCAUGUUGGUCACGGCCGAGUACAACGAUUACGCGAUGCAGCGCAAGCCCCUUCGCGUGUCCUGGCCCCGGGGCAGCCAACGAUCAUCCUACUACCUCUCUUUGCCGGCACGGUACAGCGUGCCACUACUCGUGAUGUCGGCGGUCCUGCAUUGGCUCCUCACCGAAAGCCUGUACCCGGUGGACUGGAACGUGUACAGCGUGUUCGGGGAAGUCGACUACGAUGACUCGCCCAAUGGCUGCGGCUUUUCACCCCUGGCGAUUCUGCUGACCCUGAUCCUGCUCGGGGUGUCGCUAUGCGCACUGCUGAUCCUGGGUGCGCGGCAAUUCAAGUCCUCCAUGCCGUUGGCCGCGCAUUGUAGUGCCGCCAUAAGUGCUGCGUGCCAUCCCCCGGUCGGAGAUGAAGAUGCAGCCUUCAAACCGGUGAUGUGGGGUGAGGUCGUGCAUUUUCAUCAUCAGACACAUCCUGUUCCAGAAGGCCCAGCGAUUGGCCAUUGUACAUUUACAUCGCAAGCGGUUGUUACUCCUUCCUUGUCUCGUGUAUAUAAGUGACAAAAUUUAUCGAC
Aspergillus saccharolyticus JOP 1030-1 is the source of this 2411-nucleotide messenger RNA. RefSeq lists its product as uncharacterized. Bases 115 to 2397 code for a protein of 760 amino acids. The record is from RefSeq and is a predicted model, not a curated record. The transcript is spliced from 2 exons. Lineage: Eukaryota; Fungi; Ascomycota; Eurotiomycetes; Eurotiales; Aspergillaceae.